Molecule: messenger RNA, 324 nt
Organism: Necator americanus (New World hookworm)
Lineage: Eukaryota; Metazoa; Nematoda; Chromadorea; Rhabditida; Ancylostomatidae
Exons: 1
Coding region: 1-324 (107 amino acids)
Source: RefSeq, a predicted model, not a curated record
AUGAAUCAACGAACAACUGCUGUAGUUCGAACACCAGCCCGAUGCACAACACCGUUUGAAGUGGUAACUGGAGUAAGACAAGGGGCAGUGGCAGGACCCUUCCGGUUCAAUUUCGCCAUCGACGACAUUAUGCGAAGAACAGUCGACCAGUGUCCUGCCGACAUUCUCUUAGCACCAUCAGGGUGCCCCUUGGCUGACCUCGAGUACGCCGACGAUGUUGUUAUUUUCGCGGAAAGCAGUACGAAACUUCAACAUGUUGUCAACCUUGUAUCGAGGCUGGCUGCAGCCUAUGGACCACGCCUACGCCCCGAUAAAUGCAAGUAG